AUGAAUUCUUCCACAACUUCCGCAGGGGAUCUGCGUCCGCGGCAAGAGACAGAGCCGGAUUAUGAUGCGGAGAUCGGGGUGCUGCAGUGGGAUGAGCCCAUGUCGCACCACCAUCAUAACCGUGACUCCCAUUACCACCCACAUUCCCUGUUGACGGAGGAUAUGCGAUAUAUCCCAACCAUGGUCAAUGGAAACACAUCCGCGCUUCUGCAUUCGAUAUCGAUUUCUCCAUCCUCAAGCCUUUCACCACCGGAAGCGACUGCCUGCAUCACCAUGAAUCCACUGGAUUCUGCAAUGAUGGGUACCGUAGGGGUCGACUCACAGCAUAUCGAUCAUAGCGGGCAUCGAAUAUCUAGUACUAUUAACCGACGACAAUCCCAAAAUCGCGAAGCCCAGCGUCGAUUCCGGGAACGGAGGGAGCAGGAGAGAGUUCAAACACAGGUCAAGAUGGACGUGCUUCGAACAGAAAACAAGCGGUUGUCGGAUUUAUUCCACCUGUUAAGGACGGAGAAUCACAGGAUAGAGGGGGAGAAUGAGCGAUUGAAGACGGAACUAGGGAUAAUGAGGAAACGGUGGAAGGAUGUGCUGCGUGUAAUGUCGGAGAUGGCGCAGCAAGAUGAGCGGACCGCAGGUUGUCGGUCAUCAUCUUCGACCGCCAGCUCUUCUUCUUCUCCCACUUCGCCCUCUGGCCCUUGCUCUCAGGUAGACAUGCAGAGCCUCAGGCGCUCAAUCGUGAUGCAGACUCUGGUAGCACUUUUUGAGGAGAGAGGAUCAGACUCAACGCGUUCUAUCGCAGUUAAAGACGGCUCCGAGAGCCCCUGA
This is a messenger RNA of Aspergillus nomiae NRRL 13137, 822 nucleotides long. Its product is annotated as putative bZIP transcription factor. Lineage: Eukaryota; Fungi; Ascomycota; Eurotiomycetes; Eurotiales; Aspergillaceae. The transcript has 2 exons. The coding region runs from base 1 to 822 and encodes 273 amino acids. Gene Ontology annotation, biological process: regulation of DNA-templated transcription. Gene Ontology annotation, molecular function: DNA-binding transcription factor activity. The record is from RefSeq and is a predicted model, not a curated record.